CAGCUGAUUUGACGCCUGAAGAUUACACUCCUUCACACUUUAAAACCAGCAUGGCCACUGACGUUUGGGCAGAGUUUGAUUCCAUUAUUUACACUCCUACGAAUCUCCAGAGCUUCACUGAACCUAAGGACAACAAUGUCUAUGUGAUGUUCCAUGGAACAACAAGGGAAAAUGCACAACUCAUCAAAAGGAAUGGCUUCCGACCUUCUCAAGAUGGCAUGCUGGGAAAGGGAGUCUAUGUUAGCCGUGACAUUCAGAAGGCCAGCAGAUAUCCAAUAGAAGUUGAACCGAGUAAACGGGUUAUCCUCAAGCUCAAUGUAAAUGUGGGAAAAGUUGUAAAGAUCGACAGGCAGGGGCAUCCAUGGCAGAAGUCAUGGCACUCCCAUGGAUACGAUACAGCCUGGGUGCCACCUAACUGUGGAAUGGUGCCCAGUGGCUUAGAAGAAGAUUGCAUCUGGGAUCCAAGUAGAAUUCGAGUUAUAGAAGUCAUGGCUCCAUCUUCAGUUCCUGUUUCCCAUUAUAAUUACACUCCUUCACACUUUAAAACCACUGACUUUUGGGCAGAGUUUGAUUCCAAUGUUUACAUUCCUACGGAUCUCCAGAGCUUCACUGAACCUAAGGAAAACAAUAUCUAUGUGAUGUUCCAUGGAACAACAAGGGAAAAUGCACAACUCAUCAAAAGGAAUGGCUUCCGACCUUCUCAAGAUGGCAUGCUGGGAAAGGGAGUCUAUGUUAGCCGUGACAUUCAGAAGGCCAGCAGAUAUCCAAUAGAAGUUGAUCCGAGUCAACGGGUUGUUCUCAAGCUCAAUGUAAAUGUGGGAAAAGUUGUAAAGAUUGACAGGCAGGGGCAUCCACUGCAGAAGUCAUGGCACUCCCAUGGAUACGAUACAGCCUGGGUGCCACCUAACUGUGGAAUGGUACCCAGUGGCUUAGAAGAAGAUUGUAUCUGGGAUCCAAGUAGAAUCCGAGUUAUAGAAGUCAUGGCUCCAACUUUUAGUUAA
Erpetoichthys calabaricus (reedfish) is the source of this 1001-nucleotide messenger RNA. RefSeq lists its product as uncharacterized. The record is from RefSeq and is a predicted model, not a curated record. The transcript has 3 exons. Gene Ontology annotation, cellular component: cytoplasm. Bases 51 to 1001 code for a protein of 316 amino acids. NCBI's taxonomy places the organism in Eukaryota, Metazoa, Chordata, Cladistia, Polypteriformes, Polypteridae. Gene Ontology annotation, molecular function: NAD+ poly-ADP-ribosyltransferase activity.